GGGGGGAGAGAAGUAUUGCAUUUUAUGGGAUAUGGGAGGAGGGAGGAAAAACAUGUUGCAGAUCUUUAUGUGGUUUUUAAAACCAGCCAUCAGAGGCAAUUAUUGAAUAAGCUGAAGCACAAGAGGAGGUUUUGUGAGCUGGAAGCAGUGCUAGCCUGCAGAAGAAAGGGGCGGUGGGCUGCUGUUGUGACUGUGGAGGAAGAAACUUCAGCCUCCUUCGUUUCUCACCACCUACUCUCCAUCCACCCUACGCAAAAAUGAGUUGCGUGCCAUGGAAAGGUGACAAGACCAAAUCGGAAUCACCAGAUCCACCCCAGCUACCGCCACUGCAUAUUUACCAUGAGAAGCAGCGUAGAGAGCUGUGUGCCCUCCAUGCCCUCAACAAUGUCUUCCAGGACAGCAAUGCCUUCACUAGAGAAACCCUGCAGGAGAUUUUUCAGAGGCUGUCUCCCAACACGAUGGUGACACCCCACAAGAAGAGCAUGCUGGGAAACGGAAACUAUGAUGUGAAUGUGAUCAUGGCAGCACUUCAGACCAAAGGCUAUGAGGCAGUUUGGUGGGAUAAGCGCAGGGAUGUUAAUGUUAUUGCUCUGUCUAAUGUGAUGGGCUUCAUCAUGAAUCUGCCCUCCAGCCUUUGCUGGGGCCCCCUGAAGCUCCCCCUCAAGCGACAGCACUGGAUCUGUGUCCGGGAGGUGGGAGGCACCUACUACAACCUAGACUCCAAACUCAAGGUGCCCGAGUGGAUUGGAGGUGAAAGUGAGCUCAGGAAAUUUUUGAAACACCAGCUGAGAGGAAAGAACUGUGAACUCCUGCUGGUGGUGCCAGAGGAGGUGGAAGCACAUCAGAGCUGGAGAGCUGACGUGUGACCUGGCCUGACUCUCUCCUCCCACUACAGCUCUUCCCCUUACUGAACUUCUGACAUCCUGAAACUUGGAUAAUGGGUGCCCUGACUCUUCCCAUCUGGAAUUUCCUUUCUUAGGCUCUUCUCUUCCUUCCUUGGUGCAAUAGGGCAACAGUGUAGGACACUGGGGGUGGUGGGUGGGGAAGAAUUGAGGGCAGAGUGGAGGCAACUGGAAGCCAAUCAACUGCAAAGGCAGAUGAGCUGCGUGCCCUUUGGCUAGCUAGAAGGCAUUGCACUCUUUAAAACCGGGCCUUGGGGCUAGGGUGUCUGGAAGCCUCUGGCCUCCCUUUCCCCACAUGCGUGGUUCAAGGCUGUGUGUGGUGGAACACUGCUCCUUCCAGGGCUUGCGGGGGAGGAGCAGGGGUCGAGCACACUGUUGCCUCUUCACAAGUCUCUCCUUCCAAAAUAGGUAAUCAUGGUGUUUGCAAUUCCCUAAGGGUCUCUCAGGACACUCCCAAACACUAGGAAUGGUACAGUGCUCAGCAUGACCCUCUGCUUCUUAGUGACAGUUUGUGCCAGUAAGUUGAAAACAGUAACAAAAAGUGUCAUCUUUCAAGAGGUUCUCUGGGUAGCUAGAGAAUUCUUCCCCAUUGUCUCUAGGGAUUUAUGUAUGUGGUGAGCGGUUUUUCGGCAGCAUGUGGCUGGCUAAGGUGAUGUGGAAACAGCAAGCACAGGCUAAUUACGGAGUAUUGGGUUUCUGGACUGGAGAGAGGCUGUAGUCUGCUUGGGUUUCUUUGUACUGUGCUGUAGGGUUUUUUUUCUUUUUUAACAUCUGUUUUGGUUUUCUGUAUGGUCAUCCAGUAGUUUAGGGGCUGCUUAGAGAGGAAUAAAACUGAAGGGGUUAUGAGAGGAAUUCAUUCAUUUUUUUAUUUUCCUCUUUCCAGAAGUCUAGCGCACAGUUGCAAAUGCCACGCAAGAUGUUCCAGAAAGAGGUAAAGUUACAAAGAAAAAAUUGGCUGAGGAGAGCAGCCUUUAUAGUAGUCAGGUUUUGUUUGCCCUUUUUAUAGUUACUAGCUGAUAAUGUGGAAGAUUUGGGUGUUAAGAGAGACCCUGGCCUCAUAGUUGAACCAACCUCUUAGUGCUGGCCAACAAACAUUCCAUUAAUGGACAAAUGGCUUUUUUCCUCCCCUCUGUGGGGAAGAGUGACUACACAUGGAGAUGCCGAGAGGAAUCUCUGCCAGCUGUUGCCCGGCCACCUGGGUGAGCUGUAGCUCAGCAUGCCUUCCACAGCAGGGGGAGGCAACACUGAAUUUGGAAGACUUUGUUGUGUUUAGCACUUCCUGGCCGAGCUGCUGUUUGCUUCCUUCCUUUACAUGUGGGAUGUCUCACUUAAACAGCAAUCUCUGGGACGUGUUGGAGCUUGAAGGAUCCUGCUCCAUUGUGCAGGAAUGUCUCAUUGCUGGUGUUUGAGCUUGUGAAAGGAGGAGUUCUAACUACCUUUUCUCAGUUAUUUUUCUUGAGAGCUCUGCAAAUGCACAAGCGGGUGCUUGAAGCUGAGACACCAUCGAAAUCGCACCUUCCUAACAGAGGCCACACGACAAUGGGAUGAUGCUGUUCACCGACCCCCGGACAUCUGGCAAGCACCAUUUUGCAGCCUUUUGUGCACAGCCUCCCACAGUCAAGGGCAAAUGGGUCUUCUGUUUUAAAGACCCAACGUUUCUAUAAAAAGUCCUAUUUCGUAACACAUUCCAAUGACCAAUACCAGCUGGCAGAGUUUUUAAACACUUUACAGGCAGGAUGCGCAGCCUGCAGGCAUUCUGCUCGUGACUUGAAGCCAUUUCUUCAAGAGGGGGAAAAAAUAAAUCUCAACAGCAACAUUUUCUAUGCUGAUUUAAAGUCACACUUUUGAAGAAAACCCCGUCUGCAUGGAAACUGCAAGCCAACGGAUCAGUGCACAAUAUGCAAAGAUGUUUUAAAAUAUUCUGGGGCUACUUUCCUCUCCUUGUAUGUCACCUUUCCUGUGGGGGGAAAACAGUGUGAUCCAGCUGCUCAGGUAAAGGGAAAGUGUAUGAUCACACCCCUGUGGGAGGUGAGGCUGCUGUGCCUGAGGGGGUGGGCAAGGUGGUCCAGGCCCACUGCUUGGGAGUGGAGAAGCCCAUGUUUUGUUUUCUUGCUUGUUUGGUUUUGUUAGAUCCUUGUCUUGGGUUUGUUUACAGAGAUGUAUUUUUGUUUAACCAAAUAUUAAAAAUGGAAAAAAAACACAUUUCCAUAUAAAUGUCCUAUCACUUCUGUAUGUUCAACUGAAUUGUUCUGUAACAAAGUAUGUAAAGGAAAAAUAAAUUUUUUUUUCUUUGGUUAUAAAACUGCACCCUUUCUGGGAGUUAAGAACCUUGAAAGUUGGUCCCUGGUGCUGAAGUAGAAUCACCUCUCUGAGAACUCCCUUAAGCCACACAAAGCUUUCUCAGCCCUCUGAAGGUGACAAAGCAUUGUCAGCCCCUUCCCCCACAGCAAUGGAAUAGUCUCUGCACACAAAGCCACCAACAGCUCUGAAAGAACGGAGCCUCCCUAAAGGAUGUCUGUUAAAAUGACACUGCUCAGGCUGGAUUUAUUUAAUAUUCAAUACAAAAAAAUAUGCAGCUGAUAUCUGAAGCUCUACAUUAUUAGGCAGAGGAUCAGCACGGAUGUGAUCAUCUUGACCCUGGCCUGCUGCUCCCUCAGUUCUCACACACACACACCACACACACACACAGAGAGUUGCAGUGAAAGUAUUUUUGCAGAUGCCUCUUCCUAGAGAGUGUUUUUUGUGGGGUGCAGCUCCCUGCAGCCCUCC
Messenger RNA from Athene cunicularia (burrowing owl), 3671 nucleotides. It is a transcript of the gene JOSD1, whose product is annotated as Josephin domain containing 1. Gene Ontology annotation, biological process: protein deubiquitination. The record is from RefSeq and is a predicted model, not a curated record. The coding region runs from base 258 to 866 and encodes 202 amino acids. Gene Ontology annotation, molecular function: cysteine-type deubiquitinase activity. The transcript has 4 exons. NCBI's taxonomy places the organism in Eukaryota, Metazoa, Chordata, Aves, Strigiformes, Strigidae.